Messenger RNA from Ambispora gerdemannii, 855 nucleotides. NCBI's taxonomy places the organism in Eukaryota, Fungi, Glomeromycota, Glomeromycetes, Archaeosporales, Ambisporaceae. The record is from the annotation of a GenBank genome assembly.
GUAGUAAUGUUAGGCAGUACUAGUAAUAUUGAAUUCGGAAAAGUGCCAUCAAUAAUGAGCUGGAAAUUUGUUGUAGGGAACACAUUUGUUUUUCAAGUGUUCUCUGGAGAAUUUGUGAUCGCAUGUACAGUAUACGUGUUUUUCCGUCCUUGGUUCAAAAAAUUCAGAAGUCGUGCUGUCGAUGAUGUUCUUAACGGUAUUGCUAUGCAAAUGAAAGAUAAAGACUUAGCGAUACUAUUUCAAAAUUGUUGGGCAUAUUCAUUGGACAAAGCCAUAUUAUGGCAUGAUACUUCUAAAGGAUAUCCGAGAACGUUCAUUGUUCCUGGAAACAUGAACGUAAUGUACAUUCGAGAUUCAACAAAUCAAGUGAUUUCGUAUACUCCUUAUGCAAAACGUGAUACUCACUUGGCCCAAAUGAUACUUGGGGUAAUUUACAUGCAAGCCGAGUAUCUGGAAAAGGAUAUUUAUUCAAAUUCCUUUUUGCCGCCUAUUGAAUCUCGGAUUUCUCGUCCCUUCGAUCCGUGGCAACGAGAUGAUAAAAGUUACCCAGAGCCAUCUUCUGAUGCUUGGCAGCAAAAAUGGUCAGCUGAUAGUCUGGCUUCCUUCCUAAAAUUAACAUAUCAUUAUUGGAAGCAUACAAAAGAUUCAUCAUUCGUUCGUAAUGAGCAUUGGGUCAAUGCGACUCGACAGGCUUUAAAGAUUUUUUCUGAACAAAUGCGCGGGACUAUGGAAGAAUUUGGGAAUGAGUCCUAUCUUUUCACACGACCAACUAGAAACAGCAGCGAAACUUUAUUGCUGAAUGGCAGAGAUAAUGAUUGGACUCGGGUAAACUCGUGGCCUAACGACUUGAGUUAA